Messenger RNA from Cyphellophora europaea CBS 101466, 2388 nucleotides. RefSeq lists its product as uncharacterized. Bases 1 to 2388 code for a protein of 795 amino acids. The transcript has a single exon. The record is from RefSeq and is a predicted model, not a curated record. NCBI's taxonomy places the organism in Eukaryota, Fungi, Ascomycota, Eurotiomycetes, Chaetothyriales, Cyphellophoraceae.
AUGCAGCUUGAUUCAAUGCAAGUCCUGGAUGCGGAGGCUCAUGCCAUACUUGAUAAGGAGGGAGUCUCUAUCGAGGACAUUGAUGCCUGGACCCGCGUUCUGGUGGCCGAAAACAGCGCGGACUCGGUAUCCAGAUAUGCUAAGACGGUUGAUAGGGCUCGCAGGCUUGAGCAGCAUCCUGUGUCCCACAUAGUUCCGCUUCAGAUUCUGCGUGCGGUGUACAUCCCGCCGCAGUCGUUCCGGCUCCUGCUAGCUGCUAUCCGCAAAAGCUCCCAGUAUCACGACGAGUUUUCCCAAUCCUCCCGACCAGGUAUCAGAGACGUCACCAACAGCUACGCCCUCGAGAAUUCCACGCAAACAGAGAGUGCCGAACCAAAGGAUCAGACUAUAUUUGCCGCCCAAUCCUGGGAUAAGCCGUCAGGUAUGAUACUGGCAGUACGUCUACUACGGCACGCCAGGAGGGUAGCACCUGAUACCUUUCCUACCAUUGUCGAUAUUGCUUGCAGCAUCCUCUUGUGGCGGCGUACUACAUAUCUGGGUCCGCUGGCAGACUACUGCAACAAGCUGCUCAAGCUGAUAGCGCUACCUACUACUUGGCACCCGGUCAGGAAUGCCUCCAUACAGCAAGUCGCUCAACUAAAGCUUGUACGAAGCAUGACUGAACACCGGCCCGAGCUUCCGAUCAACCGAGAGGGCUACAGAGCUCUCAUAAGUGUUCAGCUUGCACAUAGGAAAACACCACCGGAAGACGCCUGGGCAAGAGUCAAGUCGCUGUCAUGGCCGCCGUGGCGAGAAGACAGACUCGGUAUGGACGCCAGCUUGGAGUACCCAGGUAGGGAGUCUCGCGCUGCCAAGUUGUUACGCCGAAUGAAUGAAGCGGGCUAUGCUCAUGGUGUUUGGGAAGUGGCCGCAAAGAUUAUGGCAGGUUGGGACACAGACGCUAGCCCGACCAUCCAAACCCGCAGAAUGCCGUUGCCCUCCCUGGUGAGUAUCAGGCUAGAGGACACGCCGGAUUCCUUUGAUCAUCCCAGCAUCUGGGCGGCGAGAAUUGUGGCAACACGGACCGUCCGUGAAGCUUGGGCAGCCUUUCUGUCCUAUCGCAAGAAGACUGUGGCUUCAAUGCAACCCCUAGACGGUCGACCCUUUGAAGCAAUGUUUGAAAAGCUCUUUGCUAGUCCACAAGAUCAACAUUCCAACUCCGACGCCGUACCGGGGGAUGGCAAAGAAACAUGGAGUGACCCGUCAAGUCCUCUGGACGUUAUCUAUGUGGACAAAGCACCGCCAAGUGUAGAGGGCUUGUAUACACAGAUGCGCAAGGAUGGCGUUGAACCAGGUGGUCGUUUGCUUUCGGCCCUCUUGCGGAAUAGCCUCGAUCUGGAUCAGACGAUCAAGUACAUCAAGGAUGCAAGGUUGUCGGACGACAGGAAAGACGUGCUACUCAAUGCACACAAUCAUCCUGCGGAAAUGAUCCGAGUGGUGUUUGAAACCACUCCCCCACACGUUUUAGGAGGGUUCAUUGGCCAUUUGUUCGCAAUCCCUGGCGAGGCCAGCACGAAGCUUCGGGUUCGCGCAGAUGCUAGCAACGCUGCCUCUGCACGGGCCGCUACACCGAUCGAAUAUGCUAUGAGUCUACUGUCACUGGGCAAGGUGACCGAGAGAGUGGUGUAUAGUGAGGCGCUGAAGGGCCUGUCGCUGCACGCUUCGCAGCACAUGGGCAGUGGUGACUACGUCGCACGUAGGGCAUACACUCGGAAGCUGAGCGCACAUCUGAAGGCCCUUUUGGGCGUUAUGAGGCAUGCUAGAGUCGACCAUGAUUUCACGACGUUCCGAUAUGUCAAUAAUGUCUACCAGACGCUUCUCAAAUGGGGCCCGUGGCCGCGUUGGAGGGCCAUCUCGGAGCCGGCGACAACGAUCAAGGACAUUUUCGCUGACUGUACGCAAUGCGGUCGAGAUCCGGGCAGGUGGCUUAGCAGUCGAAACGCAAGGUUGCCACACGAGGCCGUGCCUGAUCCGCACGAUUUACGCCUACUCGUUGAGACGCUGGGCAUAUUCCAGGACAUUCCGGCUCUCAUCGAGUUAAUAGCAUGGAUGUCCAAGUAUUCCCAGGAUUUGUCAAGAAUCCAUUCGGAUCUGAGGUCGGGUUUGGAAGAGAUGCGCAACGUGAUGAUUGUGGCGCGCAUCUUUAUAGAGGGGCGACUGCAAGGAGCAGCCAAAGUUGGUAGCUUUGCUGCGGCUGAGGCGAAGAUAGCGGGCAGGCUAUAUGUGCCGACAGACGUGGAUUGUGCAGAGUUCCUCCAGCAGCGAGACUCCUGGGUACGACGCCACAAUAGGUACAUUCGAGCAAGGUUGUUAACAAUCGGACCGGAUCAGCUGUUUGAAAGCAAUUAG